This is a messenger RNA of Gymnogyps californianus (California condor), 3650 nucleotides long. RefSeq names its product cerebellar degeneration related protein 2 like (gene CDR2L). Bases 81 to 1472 code for a protein of 463 amino acids. The record is from RefSeq and is a predicted model, not a curated record. The transcript is spliced from 5 exons. Lineage: Eukaryota; Metazoa; Chordata; Aves; Accipitriformes; Cathartidae.
CCAUCCCCGCUCCGCAUUUUCGGCGGCGGCGAGGUCCCCUUUGGCGGAUGCUGCGCGUCUCCCCGGGCCGCUGGUGCUAAAUGCUGAGCGCCGACAGGAUGGAGGAGUUUCAGAGCGAGGAAGAGGAGCCCUGGUACGACCAGCAGGACCUGGAGCAGGACUUGCAUUUGGCCGCGGAGCUGGGGAAGACGCUGCUGGAGCGCAACAAAGAGCUGGAGGACUCCCUGCAGCAAAUGUACGCCACCAACGAGGAACAAGUGCAGGAAAUCGAGUACCUGACCAAGCAACUAGAGAUGUUGCGGCAGAUGAACGAACAGCAUGCAAAAGUCUACGAGCAGCUGGACCUGACAGCACGGGACCUGGAGCUAGCUAACCAGAAGCUCGUGCUGGAAAGCAAGACAUCCCAACAGAAGAUACAGUGCUUGACGGAAACGAUCGAGGGGCUGCAGAACCAAGUGGAGGAGCUUCAGAAGCAGGUGGAGGAAAUGCGGAGCUUGGAGCAGCUCCGCAUUCGGCGGGAGAAGAGGGAGCGGCGCCGAACCAUCCACACCUUCCCCUGCCUUAAGGAGCUGUGCUCCAGCCCCAGGUAUGAGGACGCGUUCCAGGUCCACAGCUCUUCCACAGAGUUCAACCAGAAGCCACUGGAGAGGGAGAAUGAGCGCCUCCAAGCCAUGGUGAAUUCCCUGAGGUCCCAAGUCAACCAGGAGAAGCAGCGGAAGGAGAGGGUUGAGCGAGAGUACACCUCCGUUAUUCAGGAGUACUCGGACCUCGAGCAGCGGGUGUGCGAGAUGGAGAACUGCAAACUCCGCAUCAAGGAACUGGAAGCAGAGCUCCUAGAGCUACAACAGAUGAAACAAGUCAAGAAGUAUUUGCUCAGCAGAGAAGACAACUUGUCCGAGGCCCUCCUAGAGCCACUGAAUAACGCCCCAGAAGCAGACUACAUCGACCUCUCUGAGGAGGAGGGAGGAAAAAGUCAUGGGCCAUCAAUGACGCCUUCCCCAAACCACCCUGUCCGGAAAAGCUGCAGUGACACAGCCCUCAAUGCCAUCGUGACCAAGGAUGCCGUGAGUCGGCACGAGGGCAAUUACACGCUGCACGCUAACAACGUGCGCAAGCGGGGCAUGUCCAUCCUGAGGGAAGUGGACGAGCAGUAUCACGCCUUGCUGGAGAAGUACGAAGAGCUUCUGAGCAAAUGCCGGCAGCACAAGGACAGUGUGCGCCACACAGGGGUCCAAACAUCCCGGCCCAUCUCUCGCGACAGCUCCUUCAGAGACUUCCGAGGAGAGGGACACGAGUUGGAAGAGCGGAAAACCAUGGAGAAGACCAUCAGCAAACACGUGGAGGCUGUGGACAAGCGGCUGGAGCAGAGCCAGCCCGAGUACAAGGCUCUUUUUAAGGAGAUCUUCUCCCGCAUCCAGAAAACAAAAGCAGACAUCAAUGCCACAAAGGUGAAAAACAAGAGCAGCAAAUGAGUCCUGCCUCUCUGCAACUCCCACGUGCAAUUGCAACAGCCAAGUCUUCUCUUCAGCCCCAGGAAACGCCACGUGGCCCCUCUGCUUUGCAGGUUCGAGAGGUCUACAAGCAAGAAAACGUCACGGAGACUCAACUCCCUUUUUUAAGCUUGGGCUCUGGACAACUCGUUGGGACAACUGUACAUUGUAGUUAGAGGAUUUCAGAAACUGUGUGACGGAUCUCUGCAUGAGUUACUGCCGCUGCCAGACAUCACAACAGCAACGUAAACCACACCACGAAAAAAGAAAACCGAUCACUUCCUCCACCCUUUUCAGCUUGUCUUACAGCCCGAUUAUCUGCAGGCAAAAGCCUGGAUGUCCUGCAGCAUCCUGCCACAGCUGGAACGCAGUGUUUCAAAGUAAAACAAAAAGCCAUCAGAACUUCAGGGGCUGCUGCAGCACACCAGCCCAACCCUCCACUUUGGUUUUAUGGCUAAGAACCUAUGCUUGUAGCCAAGAGACUUCUGUCUACGCCUUCCCCUUCCCCAAAGGGCAGUACGUUCUUGCUAUUUAAGCCAUUCUCUUAUCAGUCAGGUUUUUCAGCUAUUUACAAUGCAAGCUCAUUGCAACUGGAAAAACUUGAAGAGAAACAUAAAACUGAUUGUUCUGUCUUCAUCAGCGUCGCUUAGUAUUUCCGUCCAUACUCUCCAGACUUUGCAGGCAUAUGGGAUUUCCUCGCUUUAAAUCUGCCCCAGUAUUUCAGCCCCGGUGAAGCACUGUGCCUGGUAGGAACUUGAUGACCAGGGCUUUCCCAUAAGCUAGACAAGAAGUGCUAUUACAGUCUCAGAGACAUGCUUUCAUCUCAUGGUCUGAGUACCAGCCCUCUGCGCUGUGCUCUAAAAGAGGUUGUCAUCGCCCCAUUGUAGCAAACUCCUCAAAUACAGCUUGCAUGGGCUUGCAAAACUGACUACCGGCGACUCGCAUGCAAGCAGAAGGAUAAAGCAUCUUAUGGCGUCAGGAGCUUUGGCCCUGGCAGUAGCGCUGAUCACACAUUGCCCCACACUUUUGCUCUGAACAUCUCCCCAGUCGAGAGGACAGAUUUCAGUUUUCUGCUGAAAAUAAUCUUUCUUGGCUGAGAUACUGUCUCCAAAGGUUGUCAGCUCUCAUGUGCCAGUUCACUUUCCAGCACUGAGAUCUCCUCACUUUUGCUUCCACAGACAUGCAAACACACAGCCAAAAGGCCACUGCAGUCUCAGGAAUCACCAGUUUCCAUUUUUCAUGAAUUAGAUGUUGACCCUGUAUGGCCAGACACGCGUUUUAGGCAGAGAAGCAGCAUUUCAUUACAGCUUAGGCAACACCCUGAGCAUUGAGCCACAAAAAUCAAGCAGUUCAGUCUAAGCUACCUAUUCUGUACCUGCCUGGAGAAACUUUAGGCCAGAUUUGGAUUCUAUUUUCACCAGCUUACAUCCCAAAAUCUUGGGUAAAUGGUUGGGGUUUUUGCAACAUUGAGAUAAAUAAAUGAGAACGUGGCUUUGGAGGGGGAAGACUGUUAAAAUGUAAUUAUCCUCUGAGUCUAGGGCCUUGAUGUUAUGAGGAGCUACCUUUCUUUCACUCACCAUGGAAUUAAUGCAAAAAUACCCCCCCAAAUACCCUCUUUUGUUAAGCUGAGUACCCCAGAGGUAAGUUGGCAGGAGUGCGAUGCCCAAACCGUACCCGCUCCAGAGGUCUCCUCCUCAAACCACCCACCACCAAACGCUCCGCUCUUCCACGCGCUGCAUUUUCAGGUGCCCUAUGGCCCCAAACUCGAGAAACAUUAGGAGCCAUACGCACGACUGUGGCUACCAGCUCUGUAACAGUAUGGAGAACCUUCAUGCCUUAUUUAUUUAUAAUGGAAAGCAGUUGUCUAAUAAAAUAAAACAAAUAAAAAUGAACAACAGCAGCAACAAAAGCAGCUUUGUUGAUUUUCUCGGAGCAUUCACCACCCUAUUACUUCAACAUUUGUGGCAGGGGAUAUCUGAAGCAAUGUUGGUUUAAGUCAGCCAAUGUUUACUCUUGCAGUCAUCUGGUUGCUGCAGAGGUGUGGGAAGAGGAUCGCCUUCACUUUCCGUUUUAAACAAUCCUGUGUGAAUCAGCAUCACAGUUAAGUGUACAGCAGAUUAAAUAUAUUUUCAAAUGCUUUAUUCUCUUCUCAAAUAAAAA